GUUUUGCAAGACUAUUAAAGAUGGCGAUCUAGUACGCAAGGGGUGUGCGAAUGGUUUGGGUCUCCAGGAAGUUGUAACGUGUUUUAAAUUCACAUAUUUGCUUUAGAAUUGCAAAUUUCAAAUAUAGAUUCUUUAUGAUGAGUGAGGAAGCUAGUACAAGUAGCAGUAAGGUGGAGCCGACGGAGGACACCGUGCCAAGAGGAAUUCAGGAGACCGGUGCUACUGCUGACAUUCAAGAGCCAACGAAUGUCACAACGACUGAUGGUCAUGUUGCAUCAAAGAAAAAAAAGAAGAAAAAGAAGAAACAAAAUAAGGGAGAAUCAGCAGCAAGUUCAGAGAGCCAAGCACAAGCGGCCAGCUCAAUUUCAAUGAAGAAAAUUCAAGAAUUAUCUAAUCAGAUGGAAUUGUUGAACAGGUCGUCAUCAUCCGUUAAGUCAAUUGAAGCAGCUAAAAAAAAGAACUUUGAUUUCUGGGACUCGCAACCUGUUCCUAAAUUUGAUCAAGCCGUGGAGUCUUCAGUAAACAAAGCAAUUGAGCCUGCUAAAGAUGUUGUACGUCAGGAUUCGUACUCACUACCACCUAGCUUCAGGUGGGACACCUUAGACAUCGAAGAUCCAGCACAGCUUGAAGAACUUUAUACCCUUCUGGCAAACAACUAUGUUGAGGAUGAUGACAAUAUGUUUCGAUUCGAUUACUCUAAAGAGUUUCUUUUAUGGGCGCUCACUCCCCCAGGCUGGCUGUCUAAGUGGCACUGUGCAGUGCGUGUUACUGGAAAUAACAAACUUGUUGGUUUCAUUAGUGCUGUGCCAGCUAAUAUUCAUAUUUAUGAUGUCCAUAAAACUAUGGUAGAGAUCAAUUUCCUGUGCGUGCAUAAAAAGUUGCGCAAUAAGCGGGUAGCGCCGGUGCUGAUUCGUGAGAUCACAAGGAGGGUCAACGUUGAGAACAUAUUUCAGGCAGUCUUUACAGCUGGUAUCGUACUUCCUAAACCAGUUGCUACAUGCAGGUAUUGGCAUCGAUCACUGAAUCCGAAGAAGUUAGUAGAUGUGAAAUUCUCACACAUCGGCCGUAACAUGACAAUGUCUCGAACCAUUAAGCUCUACAAACUUCCAAAUCAAACGAAGACGCCUGGUCUGAGGGUUUACGAACCAAAAGAUGCGGCUGAUUGUCUCAAAGUCUUCACGGAUUAUAUGAAAAAGUUUGAUCUUUACCCUUCCUUCACUGAGGAAGAAUUUCAGCAUUGGUUCACUCCUCGAGAAGGAAUUAUAAACACUUAUGUUGUUGAAGGGGACAAAAAACAGGUCACAGAUUUUAUAAGUUACUACACUUUAUCCUCAUCUAUUAUGCAUCAUACAGUGCAUGAUAUACUAAAGGCGGCAUACUCAUUCUACAAUGUCAGUACAACGGUACCUAUGAUGCAGCUUAUGCAGGAUGCUAUGAUUCUUGCAAAAAAUCAAGGAUUUGAUGUCUUUAAUGCCCUGGAUUUGAUGGAUAAUAGAGAUUUUCUUGAAGAGCUGAAGUUUGGCAUUGGAGAUGGUAACCUUCAGUAUUAUCUAUACAAUUGGAUAUGUCCGGAAAUGAGACCCCAGCAGGUUGGGCUUGUACUGCAAUGAAUUUACCUGUGAAAAUGCAAUGGAAUCACCUCUAAUUAAUAUGUCACUCGGGGUUGUAUAAAAAAA
This is a messenger RNA of Anneissia japonica, 1676 nucleotides long. Its product is annotated as glycylpeptide N-tetradecanoyltransferase 2-like. The coding region runs from base 135 to 1610 and encodes 491 amino acids. Lineage: Eukaryota; Metazoa; Echinodermata; Crinoidea; Comatulida; Comatulidae. Gene Ontology annotation, biological process: N-terminal peptidyl-glycine N-myristoylation. The transcript is spliced from 13 exons. The record is from RefSeq and is a predicted model, not a curated record. Gene Ontology annotation, molecular function: glycylpeptide N-tetradecanoyltransferase activity. Gene Ontology annotation, cellular component: cytoplasm.